GGGCUUGUCUUCAAACAGUACGUGAAGGGGAAGGCGCUUCCAAGAACCAUGAUGUCCCUGGGUGUCAGUAAAGGACGUGUCAUCCCACCCUCGGAUGAAGACCGCAGGAGGAUCAUUAAGCAGAUGAAGGUUCGCACCACACUGAAAGGAGACAAGAGCUGGAUCCACCACCAUAACUCGGAUUCCGAGGAUGAGAAGAGCAGCCCGCUGUCUUCCGCCUCCAAGCCUCAGUCCGGCUACCUCAUCAGAGGGGUGUUCACAAGAACCAUCGAUAAGACGUCUUCCGUGCCAUCCUCAUCUUCUAAAGAAGCACAAAAGAGAGCUCCGUACAACGUCAGGCAAAAAUCAGUGGACUUGGACGAGGAGGAUGUGCCUUUUACUCCAGAUGAACACAAGAAGAGGACAGAGGCGGCCAACAGCGUCCUGAGACGCACGGCCAGCAGGGAACGGGCUUACGUCCUCUCGGCCGCCAAGAAAAGCAACGGCAGCCCAACACAAGAAUUUCCACCUUUGUUUGCCAAGAGAAUUGAGAUAGAAGAAGAGGAAGGCCAGCAGAGGAGGAGUCCGACUGUGCCCGGUUCAUGCAGGUUUACCCCAGAUGACAACAGCACUAAUGGGCUAAGAAAACCCAGCACCGGGUCUUCCUGGAAUGAGCCGAAGACCGCAGCCGCGUCUCCCUCCAGCCCUGAAACAGGCAGUAAGAGCCAACCAACCACAUCCCUGAGUGACGCUUCAGAGACAGUCUCCACUUGUGCUGAAAUCAGAAAUGGUGAAGAGAGACAGGCCCCAAAUGGGAAAUCCUCAUCUAAAACUGUGCCACAGCAUGAUGAUGGUGAUAAACCUCCAAAGGAAGAGUCUGAGCCGUUCCUGUGGGAUGGACUGGCCCCCAGAGCAACCGUGGUUCCCACGAAUGGAAGUUACCCUGAACACACAGAAGCCAACAAUGGAUUUUACCCACAAAAGUAAUCCCACUCUGGUUGCAGGGACAGGCCCGCGGAUGCUGCCGACCAGCUGCACCGUCAGCACGAGACCUCCAGCUCCCUGGAUGCUGCAAAGUUGGAACCUGCAAGGUCAGGGCCCAGCGCUGGCACUCACAGUGCUGCUCACAGUGACAGGACUAAUUUGCAGUCUGAUGUCCCUUCUCCUCCUGACCGAGCCCCUGUGCACCUAGAGGACACAGAAUAUUCCUUUAAAGGAUCUGUCCUGGGCUACGAGGAGAGGAGCAGCACCCAAGAGAGCAGAUACACGAGUCCCUCCACCCCAGCACACAGCAAGCCGCACUGGAAUGAAGCAAUGUCUUCCCAAGAUUUCAGAGAGAACACCCCUAGAGGAAGGGGGCACGAGGGCGCGUGGGCCUCAGAUGACUCUAAACCAGGGCUGAUCCAGGAAGGGGUUUUGGACUCAAACAGCCAUACUGAGAAGGGACAAGAGCCUCCUGAUGUCCACCCAGAGCCUCCCAGGUCGAGGGAACAUAUGGAACAUGAACCCAUUGUGACUAGGUCCAGCUCCCUGCCCAGAGACGGCAGCAUCGCUGCUCCGGAGGCGGAACCUGCAGCUGAAGCUGAUCCGUGCCGGGAAAGGAUCACUCCAGCUUAUGAAGAACAAACCUGUCCCACCACUGACAGUCGCUGUGAGAGCCCAGGAGACUGGAGACACAGUGAGCCCUACNAAUUCUUCAGCAGGUCUAACUUUAGCUCAGAAGAGAGUGCCCUCGGUGCCUCUGAGACCCAGCGUCCCGCGUCGCUGUACGGGGACCGCCAGCCUUUCAGCGCCAGCGUGGUAGCACCCAGUCACAGGAUACCCUCCUAUGUAGACAGCCAGGUAUUCAGCACCCGAAGACCCACCCCAGAGUACGAAGGGCGAGUUUAUGAUGGAAGGAGCAGCCCCGGGAGCAGCAGAUAUGACAGGGGGCGCUGUGAAUUUAACCCUGCAGCCGGACGCCAUGACUCCCUUCUUAGAGAUACCACCAUGCCCAUUUCCCAGAGAAGCCACAGGGUGCCGUUCUACAUGGACAGCUUAAACUAUGACAGCACCAGGCUUCUCUCCAGUUCGAGCGAGAGGAUCUGCAGUCCGAUGGCCACCUUGCAGCACAACAGCCCAGUGGCCUCUGGGUGCCAGCCCGAUCCCAGCACUGCCGGGAAAGGGAUCCUCUUUGUGAAGGAGUACGUCAACAGCAGCGAGUUGUCAGCCUCCCCACGCUACGGCAGUGGUAGCCUUGCGGAUUUGGAGAGAGCGACCUACAGCCACCACAGCUUCCUGUCCAGCACUCCCCUGCCGAGGUCCAGCGAACCCGUUUGCAGUUACUGCAGCCGUGAGAUCCGAGACUGCCCUAAGAUCAUAAUAGAGCAUCUGAACAUCUGCUGCCACGAAUACUGUUUCAGGUGUGGAAUUUGCCACAAAGCCAUGGGAGAUCUCCUGGAUAAAAUCUUCAUCCACCGGGACAUUGUCCACUGUGACAAGUGCUACGAGAAACUCUUCUAG
Molecule: messenger RNA, 2481 nt
Organism: Eurypyga helias (sunbittern)
Lineage: Eukaryota; Metazoa; Chordata; Aves; Eurypygiformes; Eurypygidae
Gene: ZNF185
Product: zinc finger protein 185 (LIM domain)
Exons: 28
Source: RefSeq, a predicted model, not a curated record